Kickxella alabastrina is the source of this 942-nucleotide messenger RNA. RefSeq lists its product as uncharacterized. The transcript has a single exon. The annotation marks the transcript as partial. Gene Ontology annotation, molecular function: zinc ion binding; mRNA binding. NCBI's taxonomy places the organism in Eukaryota, Fungi, Kickxellomycota, Kickxellomycetes, Kickxellales, Kickxellaceae. The record is from RefSeq and is a predicted model, not a curated record. Gene Ontology annotation, cellular component: nucleus. Gene Ontology annotation, biological process: regulation of mRNA splicing, via spliceosome.
AUGAAAAACGUGCCGACGCCGACAGAAACGCCGCCAGUCCUACCGUUUUUGCCGCCCACCUUGCCGCUGGGCGGUGCAACAGGUGCAGACGACGACAGUGAGCGCAAGCGGCGGCGCAAAAAUAGAUGGGGUGACAAAGAGACCAACCCAGCGGCAGCGGCGGCCUCGACGGCAGGCAUGAGCAAGGAGCAAAUCGAAAGCUACGCGACUACUCUGCGCAUCGACCAGAUUACGCAGAAACUAAAGAGCGGCGACGUGGUUCCCCCUGACGGCCAGCGGUCGCCGUCACCAGCACCUAUGUACAACAGCGAGGGCAAGCGUACAAAUACGCGUGAGCACCGGUAUCGGCGUAAGCUGGAGGAGGAGCGCAUGCGGCUGGUGGAGGAGCAGCUCAAGCGUGAUCCCGAGUACCGGCCACCAGCCGACUAUCGCCGGCGAUCGCGAUUCUCCGAGAAGGUCUUCAUCCCGGUUGAUGACAACCCGGGGCUGAACUUUAUCGGACUUUUGAUCGGGCCGCGAGGCAACACGUUGAAAAAGAUCGAGGGCGACUCGGGAUCCAAGAUAUCGAUUCGUGGUCGCGGAUCCAUCAAGGAAGGAAAGAGACGCGACGACGCCAACAUCCCGGGCGCUGACGAGGAUCUGCACUGCCAUAUCGUCGCUGACACCGAAGAGAAGGUGCAGAGAGGCGUGCGCAUUGUGCGCGAAAUAAUCAAGAAGGCCUGUGUGACACCCGAGGGCCACAACGACUUGAAACGCAACCAGCUGCGCGAGCUAGCGGCACUCAACGGAACACUGCGCGACGAUGAGGGCCAGGCGUGCAUUAACUGCGGUGCGCUGGGCCAUCGCCGCUGGGAGUGUACUGAAAAGACCAAUGUUACGGUCAGUCUUGUGUGCCGCGUGUGCAAUGGCAAGGGCCAUGUUGCCCGCGACUGCACGCAGAGA